AUGCCCCCGAAAAAGAGAUCUCCUAAAGCUACUAAGCCGGCCACGCCCAAGAAAGCUGCAACGAAGGCACGCACUGGGAAAGCCGCGGCUGCAAAGAAAGCCAAAACUGUCGAGCCCCCGAAUGAAUCGCCAUCCAAUCCCACGCCAAUCGAAAACGGAAAGAAGCGCAAGGCCGACACGGUCUAUGGGCCCCCUUCUCCAGGAUUGAAAAAGGCCCGCGUCGCUAAGCCUCGUGUACCGAAGGCGAGGGCCAAGGUGGUGAUUAACCAUGCUCCAACUACCCGGCUUGACGUUUAUGUGUGCGGUGAAGGAAGCUCAGGUGAGCUCGGGCUUGGACCAGCGAAGAAUGCGGUCGACGUGAAGCGUCCUCGGUUCAACCCUCACUUGAACGCGGACGAAGUGGGUGUUGUACAGGUCGCUGUUGGUGGGAUGCAUUGCAUUGCUCUCACGCAUGACAGCAAGAUUCUCACUUGGGGCGUCAAUGACCAGGGUGCUCUUGGGAGGAAUACUGCUUGGGAGGGGGGUUACAAGGACAUUGACGACAACAAAACCGAUGCAGAUUCGGACUCGGACGACCUAGCUCUCAAUCCGUACGAAUCAACCCCAACAGCGAUUCCAUCCCAGGUCUUUCCAGCUGGCGUUGCAUUUGUUGAAGUCGCUGCUGCUGACAGUUCAAGUUUUGCAUUGACCGACGAAGGCCAGGUAUACGGUUGGGGUACCUUUCGAAGUAACGAUGGUAUCUUAGGGUUUGAUGCCGACAAUACAGUGCAGCUGGCCCCGACUUUGAUUCCAUCGCUCAAGAAAAUAAAGCACUUGGCUUGCGGGGAUAACCACGUCCUCGCGUUGAAUGACAAGGGGGCCGUGUUCUCCUGGGGCUCGGGCCAGCAGAAUCAACUGGGCCGUCGUAUCAUCGAGCGCAAUAAACUCAAUGGCCUCCAGCCUCGUGAGUUCGGCCUACCGAAGAACAUCGUGCAUAUUGGCUGUGGUGCCUUCCAUUCAUUUGCCGUCCAUCAGUCUGGGAAGGUCUACGCCUGGGGAUUGAAUAGCUUUGGCGAGACAGGUAUUCGGGACGGAGCCGGUGAAAAUGAAGCCGCGAUAGUUCACCCUACCCUUGUGGCUACUCUAACAGGCAAAGGUGUUGUCCAGGUCUGUGGUGGCGCCCACCAUUCGCUCGCUAUUACCCAUAAUGGUCAAUGUUUAGUGUGGGGUCGGCUAGACGGUUACCAAACUGGACUGAAGAUAGAUGCCUUUCCCGAUGAAUCCGUCAUCAAAGAUGAGCGUGGACGCCCCCGGAUACUGAUCGAACCAACACCGUUGCCAGGAAUUGAAGCAAGUGUUGUGGCAGCUGGCUCAGAUCAUUCGAUUACCAUUGACACUAGUGGCCGUCCUUGGUCUUGGGGGUUCUCAGCUACUUAUCAAACGGGACAGGGAACCCAGGAUGAUAUUGAAGUAGCUACAUUGAUAGAGAACACCGCUGUCCGGGGAAAGAAGCUGAAUUGGGCUGGUGCUGGUGGUCAAUUCUCGGUUUUCACGGGGCCCGCGACAAUAUAG
Messenger RNA from Aspergillus campestris IBT 28561, 1551 nucleotides. Its product is annotated as RCC1 domain-containing protein. NCBI's taxonomy places the organism in Eukaryota, Fungi, Ascomycota, Eurotiomycetes, Eurotiales, Aspergillaceae. Gene Ontology annotation, cellular component: cytoplasm. The record is from RefSeq and is a predicted model, not a curated record. The transcript is spliced from 2 exons. Gene Ontology annotation, molecular function: guanyl-nucleotide exchange factor activity. Bases 1 to 1551 code for a protein of 516 amino acids.